AUGGAGGACAUAGCUGAAUGGUUGGACAAACCACCAGAAAAGCCAAGCAGGGCCGAAGAGCCUGUGGAAGAUGCUAUCACUUUACAAUCAGAUGGACUGAGUCUACAGACACCACUGACUAUCUCGGACGAGUCUAGCGAGGCGGAAGAUGUUUUGCACGACAAUGGGUACGCGCUUCAGAAAGACUCGAGCAACGAUGCCUUCGUGGAACAGUCAGUCUCGCACCAAGAAAUUGGGAGUGAUGAUGAUUUGUCCGUCAGCCCAUUUCAAAGGCCCUUCUAUAUCCACGUCCCCAAGUUGUCAGAAGAGGAGAAGAAAACGUACGACUACCUGCCAGGUCAUUUCGUUGUCGAGAAGGUACUCUCUGAGCAUGGAAAAAACACCUAUGUUGUUAGGCUUGAGAGUGGUGAGGAGAGUAUUGUCUCUGCACGGGAACUUCGAGGCCUUGACAACGGCUCCGAUGCAUUGGUGGAGUUUGAAGCCAGCAUUGCCUCAGGCAGAAGCAGACGCGCUCCACGGGAAAACUCGGUCAUGGUAAACUGGACGGAAAUAGCUCUAUCAGAGUCGGAAGAGGAACCAGACUCUAAGAGACGUCGUAAACGAGUAGACGACAGUGAGGCCUCUGCAGGAGAUGAGGCAAGGGGUCUGGUGGAGGCGGACAACGAGAGUUUCUCAGAUGAAGGUCACGGGGAGCACAGACGCUCAGCAAGACUCAGCAAACUACGAAAGUCAACAUAUUCAGAACAAGAACUCUUCGACCUUGAAUACAGUUCUGACGCCCAUCCAGCAAAGAAGCACGGAAGACCACAGCGGUCCACGAGAUGGUCUACGCGAGGGAUUGCGCGUCCGGUGCGCCGCCGGAGGUUCAUACACGACUCGUCUUCGGAAGAGGAGUUGUUUACAAAGGCACGGCGAUCCGAGCGAACAAAGUCCAGGCCGAAACGCAGCAUGCGAGAGCGUCAAGAGGAUGAGAUCUCAAGCUAUGAGGAAGAGAAGGCAGGCCCGAAGGUUGUCAGCACGAAGGAGCACUUCAGCCGGAUUCCCGAAAAUGAUCCUUUUAGGAGAAGACAUCGGCAAGAGUGUGACACUUGCUACUUCAAGGGAGACGAUAAUGUCAAAGGGCCCUUGAUAUUCUGUCAGGGUUGCACGAACUCGUACCACAAAGUCUGCCUUGGGUUCCGUGGCACCAGAGAUCAUCUGGUCACAAAAGUUGGCGAGGGUCUGUUCGUCCUGCAAUGUAGGCGUUGCAUAGGACUUGCCCACGAAAAGGAUAAAUUGGCACCUCAUCAGGGAUGUUGCUCGGGCUGCCAUGAGCUAGGGGAACUAUCGAAACCGUUGCGUGGUCGUUUGACCACUCGUCAAGAGCAAUUGCAGAGAGAAGAGAAUGGAGGAAAAGACCCGAUCACCAUUGUCGAAUCUAAACUACUCAACAAUGUGGGCAACGUGAUGUUCAGAUGCUCGCAAUGUGCACGUGCGUGGCAUAUGCAUCAUCUUCCCGCGCGCAAGACAGCACAUUCCCUUACCGAGGACGACGAGGAAGAGGAUACGGUAGACGAAACGCAACUGGCCCAGAAACGCUUCGAACACUACCACCGGUCAUGGAUUUGCAAAGACUGCGUGGAGAAUCAACAACAAAUUGACACUCUUGUGGCAUGGCGGCCUGUUGAUCUUGACAACUACGUAUCAGGAACUACUGUGAUCGAGAUACCGGAAGACGACAAGGAGUACCUGAUUAAAUGGAAAACAAAAUCUUAUUUUCGGACCACAUGGAUGGCAGCAACCUGGGUCUGGGGUAUCGCCACAGUACCUAUGCGCAUGGCUUUCUGCAAAAAACCGGAGAAUCAGCUGCCAAAAAUGACUACCGCUGAUGCGAUUCCGGAGGACGUUUUCCGAGUCGAUAUCGUUUUCGACGUGCGCUACUCGAGCGUUGUACGCAACAGUACCAAGGAGAUAGACCUCGCGCGCGUCAAAGAGGUUGACUUGGCAUUUGUCAAAUAUAAGGGCCUUGGCUACGAAGACGCUAUUUGGGAGAAGCCGCCUGCAUACGCAGACACCGAGCGAUGGUCCGAUUUCGAAGUGGCGUACGAAGAUUAUGUGAUGAAGUUGCACAUGUCGAUACCUCCUCAAACAACGUUGAGGCGCCAUCUGACGCACAUCCGAACGUUGGACUUUGAGACUAAUCUUAUCAAAAAGAAGCAACCAUCUAUCGUAACCGGAGGAGAAUUGAUGCGGUACCAGUUGGAAGGUCUGAACUGGCUUCUCUAUCAAUGGUUAACAAAUCAAAAUGCCAUUCUGGCGGAUGAAAUGGGGCUGGGCAAGACCAUUCAGCUCGUGGCUUUCUUUGCUGCCCUGGUCCAGGAUCAUAAAUGCUGGCCUUUUCUUGUGGUAGUUCCCAACUCCACGUGCCCCAAUUGGCGACGCGAGAUCAAAAAGUGGGCGCCGUCUCUCAGAGUUGUCACAUACUACGGAUCUUCUGUGGCCAGGAAGCUGACGCACGACUAUGAAUUAUUCCCCAAGGAUAAGGAGGAAGACUCCCAUGGACCACCGAAGAAGAGAUCCGGCGAGGUCAAAGACAUCAAAGCGCAUAUCGUGGUCGCUUCCUACGAGUCGAUUGCUGAGGAGAAAACUCGGAAAAGUUUGAUGAGGGUUCCCUGGCAAGCCCUUGUCGUCGACGAAGGACAGCGAUUGAAGAGUGACCGGACACAAAUCUACGGGGUCCUGUCAAAAUUUCGCUUCCCGUUUAAAGUGCUGUUGACGGGCACACCCCUUCAGAACAAUGCUCGGGAGCUCUUCAAUCUUUUGCAGUUCCUCGACAAGAGCAUCAGUGCCGCCGAUCUUGAAGUCAAGUAUGCCGACCUCACUCAGGACAACGUUCCUGAACUGCACGCUACGCUCCGAAAAUUCUUUCUCCGACGCACCAAGGCACAGGUGUUGACAUUCCUCCCUCCGAUGGCCCAGAUCAUUGUGCCGGUCACCAUGUCAACCGUCCAGAAAAAGGUCUACAAGUCCGUUUUGGCCAAGAACCCAGAGCUGAUGAAGUCCAUUUUCGUCCGUGACAGCAACAUCCCACAGAAGGAUAGAUACAAUCUGAACAACAUCCUGAUGCAGCUGCGCAAAUGCCUGUGUCACCCCUUUGUCUACAGCCGUGAGAUUGAGGAAAGAGCCGUUGAUGGUGUGGUGUUGUACCGCAAUUUGGUCGAUGCGUCCUCCAAGUUGCAGCUGCUCUCCAUUAUGCUUCCCAAGCUUCAAGAACGCGGACACCGAGUGCUCAUGUUCUCACAGUUUCUGGACAACCUGGAUAUUCUGGAAGAUUUCCUUGACGGGCUCGGGUUGCAACACCGCCGGCUUGACGGACAAAUUUCUGCGGCAGAGAAACAAAAGCGGAUUGACGAGUUCAAUGCACCAAACUCGCCUUACUUUGCCUUUCUGCUAUCAACGCGAGCAGGUGGGGUGGGAAUCAAUCUCGCCAGUGCCGACACGGUCAUCAUUCUCGAUCCAGAUUUCAACCCGCACCAGGACAUCCAAGCACUUUCCCGAGCGCACCGCAUUGGUCAAAAGGAGAAAGUGCUAGUCUUCCAACUCAUGACUCGAGACAGCGUGGAAGAGAAGAUUAUACAGAUCGGUCGAAAGAAGAUGUUGCUGGACCAUGUGUUGAUCGAGCGCAUGGACAAGGAUGACGAUGCAGGGGAGGAUUUGGAGUCGAUCCUUCGGCACGGUGCCGAAGCCCUGUUCCAAGACGACAGUGGUGCCGACGAUAUUAUCUACGACUCGGCGUCCAUCGAUCGUCUCCUUGAUCGGACGCAGAUCGAAAACACCAAGAUCGACAAGGAGAAGUCUGCCGAGUCGCAGUUCAGCUUCGCGCGAAUCUGGGCAAAUGACAAAUCUUCACUGGAAGAGGAUUUGCCGGACCGGACAGGUCAGAAUACCCCCAACACAGGGAUCUGGGACAAGAUAUUGCAGGAGCGUGAGCGACAGUUUGCCGAGGAGCAAGCCAGGAAAGCUCAGGCGUUUGGUCGAGGCAAGCGAAAGCGACAGAAUGUCGACUACGGUCUCGGCGAGGGCGAGAAGGAGGAACCCGCCUCGACGAAGGCCAAACGUGGCGUCCAGGCGGCCGACUCUGACUUCGAAAUCCCAGAGGAACAGUCCGAGGAUGAACAGGUCACGGAGACGGAAGCGGAAGCGGGGUCCCAGUCACGACGUAAAGUUCAAGUCCGGCCCUUCCGACGGGUACGAGUUCCCCUGGGACCUGCACCGCAUUUCAAUGGAGACGAAGCAUUUGACUAUGGACCGGUCCAACAGAUGCCGGCGGUGCACCAUUGCUCUGCGUGCAAUGAGCAGCACCCUAUGGGUUGGUGUCGGUUCAAAUUGGCGGGCGUUGAAUACUGCGGGCUAUGUGGGAUUGCCCACCUGGGGUAUUCGCGGACGUGUCCGCAUCUGAACAAUGAGACUCAGGUCAUGACCUUGCUGCAGACGCUCAAGGAGAGUAUCGAAAGUCGUGACAUCGUCGAUGAAGCCACGCGAUACCUGCGCACAGUGAGAGGGGAUCUAGCGAAGAGCAAACGGGCUCGAGAACGCAAAGAACAAGAGAGUCAAGGGCAACAAUAUCCGCCAGCGCAGCGAUAUCCUCCUGCCCAACAGCAGCAGCAACCGCCACAGAACGCUAGACAACAAACAUGA
Molecule: messenger RNA, 4677 nt
Organism: Fonsecaea erecta
Lineage: Eukaryota; Fungi; Ascomycota; Eurotiomycetes; Chaetothyriales; Herpotrichiellaceae
Exons: 4
Coding region: 1-4677 (1558 amino acids)
Biological process (GO): negative regulation of transcription by RNA polymerase II; chromatin remodeling
Cellular component (GO): nucleus; chromatin
Molecular function (GO): ATP hydrolysis activity; chromatin binding; ATP binding
Source: RefSeq, a predicted model, not a curated record